CGUUCAUCUCUGUGCGCUGUUGUUGUGUGAAGCUGAACUCCGAAGAGGUCGCCCUUUUGUGAGCUUUUUUCGGCUGUCAGCAUUGCCGCAAACGGCCCAUGGAGCUGUUUCCUGUCCCGAACGUCGUCGGGGCGCUGGGCUGGAUGGUGGACAUGUUCAGCCCCCAGAUGUGGAAAGCGUGCGCAUUGGACGUGAGCUGUCGGCUGGAAUGCUUCCCACCUAUCUUCAUAGAUCCUCCCAUCAGAUUCCUUCCAAAGCUGUCGGAGAUUGAUGCGGAGGAGGCAUCAGCCAGAAUUCAGUACUGGGGUGCAAUCCUUCUGUUGUCGCCAGUGCUGAUGGCAGGAGUAUGUGAAACCGUGCGGCAUUGUUUCCAGUGUGCCAAGAAGUCUUUCGAAACGGACGACUCCAGCAUGAGCAGGGUCGCUCCAAGUUAUCAGUCGCUGAAAGUUGAGGAAGACUACGACUCGGAAGCUCAGAGUGACUCGGAGAUGGGCCAAAAGGUUUAUGAAGAUCAUCCAUUCAAAGGAGACACUGUAUACUUUGCUUUGGGUAUCACCUUUUACCACAUAUUUUGCGCUGCUACAGUACUCCUCGCUAUGAUGAAUGGCUGGAUCUCGACGAAGGGUGGUGGUGACUUUGCAUGGGAGCUUUGGGCGCUUUGGCAGCAGGUCUGCCUCUGGGCUUUGUUUGCACAGAAUCUGGUUAGAUGCAUUAUGCUGGAUGCCGAUGCCUUGCAAGUAUCGACGGCCACAACGGUGCUUUUAUACACUCCACCCUUCUUGAGCGAGCUGUGUGAUACCAUGAAAGAUUGGAUAGUCACAGGGAUUUGUCUUCUCCAUGCCGACUCAUGGACAGGCUUUGCUUUUGGAGCAACUCUCACAGGAGUUGAGGCAUUUGUGAUCCACAUGGAGUUGGUGCCAAAAAAUUUGCGCAUUUUAGACGACUCGUACCCGCCUUUGAUGAUUUUGCAGGUCGUGUAUGCCAUGGUUUUGGGCGUGCAACUGCAUCUGGUCAUUUGCUUGCCCUAUGUAUUUCUAGGUGCUCUCGGAGGCCGCAAUGAUACUGCUGGGAUGUUUUCGUGCAUCAUUGCAAUUAUUGUGAGUGGCUUGGUGCUUCAAAUUUGUUCAAUGUCCCACGCUUGGGACCAUGUUGCCAAAACGGCCUCUGUAAUUCUGGAAGCAUUGGCAGAUGGUGGAUUUUUGGCCGUUUUGUCUACUUAUGUCAUUAUCUACUCGCACAUCCUUGUAAACCGCAGCAAAGACUGUGCACAAGAUCUUCGCAAAAAGUACGGGGGGAUUCUCGAGUUGCCACUGAAACCCACCACGACAGGUGAGGAAACCACGUGGGAGUGUAUAGAGAGACAUGCAGGAAAUUCGUUUGCGGACUUCGUGAGUGGGGCUCGCUUAUUGAUCGCUUGGGCUGAGGAUUGGCCUCAAGGGAUCAUUGGUGUAGCGCUGGUAUUCAGAUACUCGGGCAUAAACGGCUUGGGGUUUGCAGGCUUUUCUGCAAUCAUCAGUGUUUCCAAAGGACUACUAAUCCCUUAUGGUCAGCGCAUCAUUCUUCUGUGGAAAGCAGCCGCAGUCCAGAGGGCCUUGGAAGAUUUGGUCGAAACUGACGCAAAGCAAAGCGAGUGGGUUGAGAAGUUGAAGAACACAUCGGAUUUGUGGAGUGCGGAGGAAGUGCGCGACAAGCUCCAAGGUUGGCUGAAACAGCCAUCAAGCGAGGUGCUUGAUCGGUUGGGUGUCACGGCCGUUGAACUAUACAAGCCCAUACACGUGCAACGGGACCAAUGGCUUGCAAGUGUUGUCAAAAGUGACGAUCGUGACAAGGUUGUCAAAAGUGACGGUUGUGACACGAUCAGAUGUCGACUUGUUGCCAGCUAUUUGCAAAAAGGUGUGCCCGCAACGGAGCUUUUCCGCCGGGGACACUUUAUUGGCAGAUGCAAGCUUGCUGGCUUCAGCGUCGAACAGUGCAAGGGCAUUGCUAGCUUCGAUGCCAAAGGUUGCAGGAAUGCCGGCUUCCUUCUCAGUGAAUGCCUACAAUCAGGUUGCUACACACUGCGCGAAACCAUGGACGGUGGCUUUAGCGCUGAUGAUUGGAAGGCUGCAGGAUACACUGCGAAGGAUUUCAAGACUCAUAGCACUGUCAAGAUGUGUGUAUCAGCAGGCUUUACCGUCGAGGAGUGCACACGAGCUGGGUUUGCCAGAAAGGACGCGGAAAGUGCAGACUAUGAAAUCAAGGCCCAGCAGAAGUGACCUGCGUCAUGGGUGUGGCAUUCACCAACAAGUUCCCUACUCUGCGACCAUUUGCACUGAGCUUGUGAUCGGCAGGACCUCUAGGCGAAAAAUGCUAGCUUCGAGCAGUUCAUGGUGGAGUCUAACAACGCAAGUGCUCAUGUUCUCCAAUAUUCUCCAAGAAGUGAUUUCUCUGGUCUGUAUAUUGGGGGUUGGAGAUGGAGAUGCACAAGACAAACCUGGCUUUUGGUGGAGCUGCAAUAAUCUAUCUCUGACCAGGGGUCCCUCAAUUCGCCUUCUUCAUAUCAUUCCAACGAAUGCCCCUUCGCAGUCUUGCUGGAGGCACGAUUAUGAGCCCUGUGCGGAGGAUGACGAGGAGUCUGACCUGGAGAUGAUUGCUCGGGAUGUGCCUGACUGGCUGCCUGCAUGGUUUCUCAGUGGGGUCCCAGAUGAGGUCAAGGACUCCUUGAACGGGGGCUCAGCAGGGCUGAGCUGGGACACGACAUAAGUUGGUGAGCAGGUGACUUCUUUCCACAGAUUAGUAAUUUUCAAUGGUUAUGCAACUUUCAGC
Molecule: messenger RNA, 2805 nt
Organism: Durusdinium trenchii
Lineage: Eukaryota; Dinophyceae; Suessiales; Symbiodiniaceae
Source: the annotation of a GenBank genome assembly